AUGCAGCGGCAAAAGGAGCAGAUUGGAAGGCUCCACGACUUGGUGGCUCGACAGGCAGCUGUGGCUACACCUGUACCUCAGGACCCGCCCGCACCUGUAGCACCUACUCCUGCGGUGGCGGCGGCAUUGGUGACGGCUAUUCCUCCGAUGGCUUCGGGUUCUUCGGCUCUUGAUCCCGAUGCACUUGAGGCCGAGCAGGAGCAGUCGUUGGCAGUGUUGACGGCCUUUAAGCGGUUCAACCCUCCAACCUUCAACGGUGAUGACAAGGACCCUUGGGUCAUGGAGGCUUGGCUUACCGCUAUGGAGGCGUUAUUCGAGGAUAUCUACACCUUUGAGAGAGAUAAAGUUCACCUGGCGUCUCAUUGUUUUGAGGGGUCGGCUCAAUUGUGGUGGACACGGGUGAAGAAAGGCCGGUCAUUGGAGCUUUCACCCAUGACUUGGGAGGCGUUUCGGGAGCUACUAUUGAUGGAGUAUUUUCCCGAAAGUGACAAGCGGAAGAUCAAGGAGGACUUUCGCAAGUUAAGACAAGGGAACCGAUCGGUGCGGGAGUAUGAAAAGGAGUUCUCGCACAUGGUGAAUUGUGUGCCGGGCUUGGUUCGUGGUGAUCGGGACCGAGCGGAGGUUUUCGAGCGCGGGUUGCGACCCGAUAUUUUCAAGGUUAUUCAUGCAUUUCACUUGAAGACCUACGAGGAUGUGCUCCGCCCGUUAUGGGUGGAGCGCGGCAAUGCUAUUGCGCGAGAGGAGCGCGAUGCAUUUGAGAAGGACAAAGACAAAGAUAAGUCCAAGAAGCUGGCGGCUAGUGGAUCUGCGGGGCAGUCGAGUUCCAAGCGACCCCUCGGUAUCAGCGACCACUUUAGCGGCGAGCUAGGAGUCAGACACAAAGCCAGACGACUUCCUUCCCAUGUGUGA
Molecule: messenger RNA, 909 nt
Organism: Ananas comosus (pineapple)
Lineage: Eukaryota; Viridiplantae; Streptophyta; Magnoliopsida; Poales; Bromeliaceae
Exons: 1
Coding region: 1-909 (302 amino acids)
Source: RefSeq, a predicted model, not a curated record